AUGAUUAAUUUAGUCAAUAGUUAUAGAAAUGGAGAAGGAACAGAAAAAAAUUUAGAAAAAGCCUUUUAUUGGCAUCAAAAAGCAGCAGAGAGUAAUAAAAGUGGAUACCUUAUAAUAAAUUGUCAAAUAUUAAUUAUCAUGAUAAAGGAGGAUUUAGUGAAAUUCAUAAAGCUAUCUGAGUGGAAAUAUCAUUAUAUUUGUCAGAAAAAAUCAUUUUCAAAAUUUGUUCAAUUCUUUGG
Messenger RNA from Rhizophagus irregularis DAOM 181602=DAOM 197198, 239 nucleotides. NCBI's taxonomy places the organism in Eukaryota, Fungi, Glomeromycota, Glomeromycetes, Glomerales, Glomeraceae. The record is from RefSeq and is a predicted model, not a curated record.